Messenger RNA from Naegleria lovaniensis, 4401 nucleotides. RefSeq lists its product as uncharacterized. The record is from RefSeq and is a predicted model, not a curated record. Gene Ontology annotation, molecular function: dynein light intermediate chain binding; dynein intermediate chain binding; minus-end-directed microtubule motor activity. Gene Ontology annotation, biological process: microtubule-based movement. NCBI's taxonomy places the organism in Eukaryota, Heterolobosea, Eutetramitea, Acrasida, Naegleriidae. Gene Ontology annotation, cellular component: dynein complex. The transcript is spliced from 4 exons. The coding region runs from base 1 to 4401 and encodes 1466 amino acids.
AUGCUCCCGUCAAAUCAUCAUCUUCGCAGAAAGAGGUUUCAUGCUUGGGAAUAUAUUGAACCAGAGUUUCCGGAAGGCGUUCUUGAUUUUUCAAAAGAAGAAUUACCACAUGGAUUCGAACAUCUUCGUUCGCCAAAUUAUUUCUUCUCUGAGUUUGAUAUGGCCUAUCCGAGCGGAAUUAGUGAGCAAAGUUUACCAUCAGACAUUCCCGAUCAAGUCUUUGAUGGUAUUGAUUUUUGCGAAGAUUUAUGGGAAAAUACAGUUCUAUGUCAAACCAAAAAGAAGUAUGAUAAACAUUGCCAAAAAGACAUUGCACAUUAUUUGAAAUGUCGAUUGAAGAGAGACAAUAACAUUCGUGUGAGAAGCUUACAAUAUGAAACGUAUGUCAUGACACGAGAAAGUGAGCCAGACCUUUUGAAAAGAAAGCAAAAUAUUGAAGAUACAAUCAAAACAGUUGAAAAUGAUUUAGCAAAGGCUAUUAAACCUCCUCACAGAGAUGUCCUGAAAUCGGAACAUUGCGGGUUAGAGCCCGUGGCCAAUCAUGAUGAAGAUGAUACCUUGUACGAGUACAAUAUUAGUACUGAAAUCGAAUUUAAGGAAAAAUCAUGGUUGGUCUGUUUUAUAAAAACUGAUAAGAAGAGUUUCACGGACCAAUUAUUGGAUGGAAAAAAACUAACAUCCCUUCUUCAAGUGAUUGAGCUGAACAAUCAGCUUAAUCCUUUUCAAAAUCUUAACUCUUAUUUAUCGUUUGGAUUUGAACCUUACUUUUCAGCAUUCGAAAAAAGAAAUGAAAAAGGAAGUGCUGGAUCCGUCAUGGAAAAUAUUAAAUCGUUGAAGCUUGCGAUAAAUCAUCAGUGCCAAACAUUUUCAAUACCCGAACUUAAUGUGUUUGAGCAUGUCCAUUCUGAGAUAAAAGACUUGAUCAAAAAAGGAGCAACAUUAGACUCUCUAAGUGACAAAAUCACUAAACUGAAGACAGAAACAAAGAUGGUCGAAGAAAUAAGCAAAAUGUCUCUGCAAUUGGCUCAGGAAAUAAGAGUGUUAAUUCAAAAAGCAGAAAUGCAAGCGUUCACAGCAUUGAACACAACCGGAAUUGAGGAGAUGUUACUGAGAGCUAAAGAGUGCAGCUCCUUAAUGCAGGAUUUACCUAUCUCAGAGUUUUGGUCAGCCAAAGAUAUCGACAAAAUAACAGCUACCAUUGCACAGAUGUUUACAUUGUUGAACAAAUCAAAAAUUUAUCAAAACAAGGACUCAUAUCCAAUGGCACGAGCCAUUAAAUUAGUUGAAGCUUUUUCCAGAGAUGUGAAUGAAAAGUUAUUGGAACUUUUGAGGCCAAUGCACCUAUUGUUUUUGCAGUUUGAAGAGUUUGACCAUAUUUCAAAAAACUGUAUUGAUUUAUUUACCACAUUGGAUUCAGAUAUCAAAACGUUUUGCAAGAUUGCAACCGACAUCUCCAGAAAAAAACAAAAAGUUAUGGAAAUAAGCAAACUUGAACAUGUUGGACUUCAAAAACGAAUAGAAGAGGUUAGAAAUUUUAGGGUUCAACAUGAAGAGUUAAGAUCAGUCAUUGAGAAAGUAUUUCCCAACUCAAUAACAGAUCAGAGAGAAACAAGUGUUCUGGACCAGGUGAACAAAGCAUUCGAAGAAUUGAGAUCUUUGGACGUCUUGGACACGUCGGCUGAAGGGCAAGCCACCUGGAAAAAUGCCAUCAAAUCCUAUCAGGAAAAGAUCGACAAAGCCGAAACUGUGAUUGCCAGGAGGCUUUCGGACCAGCUGGGAGUAGCUAAAACUGCCAGUGAGAUGUUCAGAAUUUUCUCUAAAUUUAAUCCGUUGUUUUACAAGCCGCGUAUACGAAGUGCAAUUCAACAAUAUCAGGAACAGUUAGUUGAAAGAGUCAAAGAGGAUAUUUCAAAACUUGAAGAAAAAUUCAAACAGCACUACUCAUACUCUGAAACCGAGAAAAUGAGCAAACUACGGGAUUUACCUUCUGUAUCAGGAUUUGUCAUUUGGGCAAGACAAAUUGAAAAACAAUUGAUAACUUAUAUGAAACGAGUUGAUGACGUCUUUGGAAACGGCUGGGAAAGAUUAAAAAUUUUACGGAAAAAAGAUUGCUUGUGGACCUUCAACGAAUCUUUGGUGGAAUUUAUGGGCGUUUCUUUCUCGAUGAUGCAAACCAAAAUUUCCAAUCAUCCAAUCCUAGGCCAAUUUGCCAAACAAGAAAUAAUUGGAACAGCAUUGUCCCUUGCAUUUCUAGAGCUGGUCUAUCCUGACUCUGAGUCACAGUGGAGAUAUAUUGCCAUCGAAAGUAAAGAAGUUCUGAAACGAGAAGUAGAAAAAACUAAGAAUCCAUAUGGUGAUAUCGUUCCAGUUGCAUUUGAGCUUCUUCAAGAGGAAAAAGUUGGAACUCGUCAUAUUGAAGAGAACAACUUGCGAAAAGAAGGAGAACGAUUUAAAAAUAAGCUAAAUGGAAAUAUUUUUACUGUGAUUGAAAGAUGGAACAAUGAAAUCAUAGAAAAGCUGUUUAAAUGGAAGAUAUUUCAACUCCAUGAUAGUAGCGUUUCUGUUAAGGGGUUUAUAUUUGAAAUAAUGAAAAACAAAGGUGAAAAGAUGGAUGUGCGUGUUAAUUUUGACAAGGAUAUUGGAAUAUUGAUUAAGGAAGUUAGAAAUCUUUCCUCUCUUGAAAUAGAUAUAAGAGUUAAACCUGAGAUAAAGAAUGUAGCUUCAGAAGCGGCCAUUAUACAUCCAAUAGCUAUGUCAUUAACGGAGAGCCUCAAAAUUUUCAGGAAGACAAUGAAGAAUCUUGACGAUAGAACCGAUAUAUUACCACUGACAUCCAAAUACUUGAAAGAUGCUUACCAAAAACUUGCGGAAGGAUUUGAGUUAACUUGGAGAAGUACAAAGUUAGACAAAUAUUCAAAGGAACUGUAUGAAGAGCUGAACAAAUUUUCAUCAAACAUUCACGAAUUGGUUGUUAAGGUGGAAAAAAUUUAUACAUGUUUAGAGAUGUUAAAAUCCUGUAAAAUUGCUUACAACAACUUAGAAUCCAUACUAUCUGAUAUCCAAAAGAUUGUGGAUUCACUUGCUUUGAGUGGGGAAGUUGGAAAUAUGCCAAGCUGGGUAAAGCUUCUCAAUGAAAAUAUUGAAACGGUUUUAUUGGCCAGGCUGAAUGAAUUGAUGGAUAUGUGGCUCUCAGAAUAUAAGGGAAUGUAUAGCUCAACCGUUUCCAAACCUAACUUGUUAGACGAAGAUUUUGAGGAAGAUUCUAAAUGCCAAGAGAGCCCAGAAGAUUAUUCCAUUUUUUCUCAACUUAAUAUUUCAAAAUUUGAAAUUGAAAUCAAGAUUGUCAAUAGGUCACUGAAGGUAAUGCCUUCGGUACAUAGAGCACAAGCGUACUGGACAUCAAGAUUGAGCACAUGUCUAUCCUGGAUUUGUGAUUUGUGUGUUAUUCAGAGCGACCGUUAUGAUAAGGUAUUCGCUUCUGAAAAGAGAAAAACCUUCAAAUACUUGCUGGAAAGAGUUUCUGACGAAAAAUUGCACACUAUAUUUAUUUUAAUCCAAAAAUCUUCAAGAAAGGCAGACAAAUAUGUUCAACAAUGGCUUCAGUAUCAAUCCAUGUGGGACAUGGACAUUGGACAAGUGAUGUCAGAGAUCAAUACUCUCGGUGCAUGGGUUCAACUCCUCAAAGAUUUGUCCAAAGCGAAACUUGUAUCAGAUAACGGGUUAUACUCAAAAGAUUUUGGACCAAUAGUUGUGAAUUAUAGAGAUGUUUACGAAAAGCUUAAUGUAAAGUAUGAUGAUACUUUACGACAAUUACUGAUAAGAUUCUCCACAGAAAUGAAAGAAUCUAUGAAAAACGUUUUUCUUAGCAUGUCAAAGGAAAGACAAGAAAUUGAAAGCGUGAGAGUGGAAAGGAGCACACAAGAUGCUAUCAAGUACUUGAGACAUAUCAAAACUAUUAAGAAGCAGUUCAACUCUUGGGAAUCCGAUAUCAAAUUGUUCAAAGAAGGAGAAAAGCUCAUUAUUGAUUACAAUUGUAAGCUUCCUGAAGCUUGGGUUUUUGCUGAUAACAUUGAGAGCGAGUGGAACGCCUUUAAACAGAUCACAAAUUUGAAGAAUGAUGCUGUUCGAUCAAUGAAAGAUCAGAUCACAAAGAAUCUUUUAAGUGAAGAGAAGAAGCUCCUUGCCUUUAUGGAUCAAUUUUCAGAUGAAUGGAAAUUAAAACGACCACUUGAAGGAAACGUGGAACCAGAAGAAGCUCUUAAGCAGUUAAAUUAUCUUGAGAACAGACUUACUCAGCUGAGGAGAGAGUACUCGAAUAUUUGUACAACUAGAGAAGCCUUAGAUAUGGAUAUAUUGAGAAUGGAUAAACUAGAAGCUUAUUCUGAGAAUUACAAAACUUGA